Molecule: messenger RNA, 1089 nt
Organism: Cryptomeria japonica (Japanese cedar)
Lineage: Eukaryota; Viridiplantae; Streptophyta; Pinopsida; Cupressales; Cupressaceae
Product: arogenate dehydratase/prephenate dehydratase 2, chloroplastic-like
Exons: 1
Coding region: 1-1089 (362 amino acids)
Biological process (GO): L-phenylalanine biosynthetic process
Cellular component (GO): chloroplast; cytoplasm
Molecular function (GO): chorismate mutase activity; prephenate dehydratase activity; arogenate dehydratase activity
Source: RefSeq, a predicted model, not a curated record
AUGGCGUUGACCAUGAUCAGGACGACAUAUAUACACAAGAUUGCUUGCGAGCUUCCCUUAGACGGAAAGGCUUCAGCUAAAGCAAAGCCCAGAUUUUCAGAUGAGCUGAAGUUUGAGCGAUCAGUAUUAGAUCGUCUGGAACGCAUUUACAAUGACCGGCUACUCUCAAGCAGUAAUAAAAAUCAUGAUUUGCUUUUACCGGUAAAACCCAAAACGCCAUGGGAUUUUUACGAAGGGAAACCCGUGAAAGUAGCGUACCAGGGAGCGCGUGGGUCGUACUGCCAUGAGGCGGCGGUUCGAGCCUUCCAGCGGUGCGAUGCGCUUCCCUACCCAGAAACAAUGGAGUCAGCCUUCCAAGCUCUGGAAAGCGGCGCCGCCGACAGAGCGGUGGUGGCAGUGGAAAAUUCUUUAGAUGGCGUCGUGGGGAGAAACUACGAUCUGCUGCUGCGCCACCAUAAUAUACACAUCGCGGGGGAGGUGCUUCUGAAAGUUAAUCAUUGUCUGUUGGGGUUAAAUGGGAUAAAUGGGGUGAGACGGGUUCUCGGCCACCCGCAGGCGCUGAGUCACUGCCGCCGCCGCUUGCAGAGUCUGAACGCCACCGUUGAGGCCGUCGAUUGUGCCGCCGAGGCGGCGCGAUUGGUUGUUGAGAGGGAAUGUUGUGACGUGGCAGUCAUUUGCAGCGGCGUUGCUGGGCGAGAAUUGGGGCUUCGUGUUUUGGAGCCGGCAAUGCAGGACGAUGACGAUAAUUUUACGCGGUUUCUUGUUCUUGCUAAACAUUUACCGGUGGCUUCUGAAGCCUCCGGUACAACUUCCAAGACGACAGUGGCGUUUUCUGUAGAAACUGCUCAUCUGGUGAAGGCUGUGGAGAUUUUUGAAAGGAGAGGGUUGAGAGUUGUGAAGAUCGAGAGCCGGCCGAGAAGGGAAAAGCCCAUGAGAGACGGCGUGGGAGGUUUCAAGUAUUUUGAGUAUGUUUUUGUGGUGGAUUUGGAGGGAUCGGUUUCAGACCCCGCCAUGGAAGGAGCUCUUUUUGAUUUGGAACAAAUUGCAGGGCGUGUUAGAGUUAUGGGGAGUUAUGCCAGCGAUUUAUAG